Messenger RNA from Alnus glutinosa, 973 nucleotides. RefSeq lists its product as uncharacterized. Bases 13 to 762 code for a protein of 249 amino acids. The transcript has 2 exons. The record is from RefSeq and is a predicted model, not a curated record. Lineage: Eukaryota; Viridiplantae; Streptophyta; Magnoliopsida; Fagales; Betulaceae.
CAUGUUUAAAGCAUGCGCGGACAUUCCACAGUUCCACUCGCAUGCACGUAUAUUGUAAGAAUUGAUGCUUUACCAUUUCGCCUAAGGAAACUAAAAGUUGGCAUCUUGACUUUUCGUUUUAAGAGAGAUCACAGAGAGAGAGAGAAGAAAGUGUAUUUUCCCCAAGAGAUCAGACAUAGCCAUCUCGAUCGCUUUUUCCCUUUGAGAGAGAGAGAGAUGGGGAUUUGGGGUUACGUUUGCUCAACAAGUGAGUCACUGAAAUGGAACACACCAGAUCUGACGGCGGUUAAGGGCUGGGGCUCGAGCUCUUAUGAUUUCGGCUUGGCUGCCGGUACGAAGAUCAACAACGUUAGGAUCAACGCCACCCAGACGCUGAGCCAGUACAUGUCGGACGAGGAAACCCGGUCCAGGAUCCGCCAGUUCGCAGUCGAUUUGGCAAAAAACGCCGUCUUUUAUGGCUGCCGGGAGGGUCUCAAGAGCGUCCCAGGUGGAACAUUGGUUUAUAAGGCUGUCUUGCGAUCAAUUCGUGGUGAAAAGAAGUUUGAUCAGGGUCAUGAACUGGAUAUGAAGGCAUUGCAAGCCGAGGUAGCCGAACUGAAGGAAACUCUUAAGUCUGCAGGUCUUGUGAGAGCAGAGAAGCAUCAGCCUUGUGCAGAUCUGAAGUCGACCGUUUACAAAAAACCAGAAGAUGUGAUAAGAGUUUUCAUGAUGAAGGAAUUCAUGGGCAUGCGAUUGUUGGAUGAUCGAUCUGAUGGUUCCUGAGGUUAGAAGAACAAGCAAGAAAUGAGCAGAUAAUUGGAUGUGUGGAGUGAUGAAAUCUUUAACAGCCUUGAGAUUUCCUGUUGUGUAAUUUAUAUGGCAUGUAAUUAUGGAGCCCUUGGCAUUGAUUUCCCUGUGGCCCGUUCGAAUGAUAUAUCAGCUCUAUCAACUUACUUAGUCUUUAACUAUGAUAAUCUAUAAUUUUUCGUUGGAA